GGAGAGGACGCCUAGAGCAAAGCGCCAGGAGAGGUCCAGACCAUCCUGAACAUGGAAAAAUCCUGCAAAGAAAAUGAAGAACAGCCACAGAGCGCACCCAAGACGGAUGAGGAGCAGCCUCCUGAAAAGCAGUCUCCGGAGCACUCUCCCGAAAAGCAGUCUCCGGAGGAACCAUCUUCCGAGGAGCAGUCCUCGGAGGAGGAGUUCUUUCCCGAGGAGCUCCUUCCCGAGCUCCUUCCCGAGAUGCUGGUGUCCGAGGAGCGCCCUCCUCAGGAGCGCCUUUCUAGAAGGGACCUUUUUGAAGAGCGCCCUCCCAUGGAGCAGCCUCCUUGUGGAGUGGGAAAACAUAAGCUAGAAGAAGGAAGCUUUAAAGAGAGGCUGGCUCGCUCUCGCCCGCAAUUUAGAGGGGACAUACAUGGCAGAAAUUUAAGCAAUGAGGAGAUGAUAAAGGUAGCAGAGGAGAUGGAAGAAAUGAAAAGAGUACGCAACAAAUUGAUGGUUAUGCAUUGGAAGGCGAGACGGAACCGUCCUUAUCCUAUUUAAUGUGUUCGGCCUUUAAUUCUGUUUUGCCUGAUAUAAGUAUGGCCACCUGAAGGUUGUAUUUUCUCAUAUACCUUUCCCCAUCUCAAUUAUAACUUUUCGCGUGGCUUUAAUCUAGGUGUUUCAUUUGUAACUGGCAUAAAAUUGGGUUUUCCCCGCCCGCAAGCUGCAAGUUUCCCUUUUUCAAUCAUGAGUCUCACCCAUUUGCAUGAAAAGAUGUACAUUAUAUAUUGUGAAGUGAAAAAAAUUUUC
Messenger RNA from Odobenus rosmarus divergens (Pacific walrus), 792 nucleotides. RefSeq names its product transcription elongation factor A (SII)-like 1 (gene TCEAL1). NCBI's taxonomy places the organism in Eukaryota, Metazoa, Chordata, Mammalia, Carnivora, Odobenidae. The coding region runs from base 52 to 543 and encodes 163 amino acids. The transcript is spliced from 2 exons. The record is from RefSeq and is a predicted model, not a curated record.